Molecule: messenger RNA, 10340 nt
Organism: Syngnathus acus (greater pipefish)
Lineage: Eukaryota; Metazoa; Chordata; Actinopteri; Syngnathiformes; Syngnathidae
Gene: sptbn2
Product: spectrin beta chain, non-erythrocytic 1
Exons: 40
Coding region: 504-7643 (2379 amino acids)
Biological process (GO): actin cytoskeleton organization
Cellular component (GO): cell junction; plasma membrane; cell projection
Molecular function (GO): structural constituent of cytoskeleton; actin filament binding; phospholipid binding
Source: RefSeq, a predicted model, not a curated record
CUUUCUUCCAACCGCUGUACGGGAGCGCAGGCAGCGGGAGCGCAAGCGAGGUUCGACCCGGGUGGAGCGUCGGAUGCUCGGCUACGAGCUGCUGCGGAUAUCCGCCUCGUACCUGCCUCUCAUCAGUUAUGCCCCCUGGGCGGACCGAUUUCAUGUGUUUCAGCUAGAUUCCGAAAAGGCCAAUUUUGGGGGUUGCCUUUAAAACACGCCGAAUUGAUAGCAAGCGCGCAGCAGAUUUUUUCCCCGCGAUGAUGCAGAUGUAACGGGGGGACAUUAUUGGCGUCUUUUGGGAUUUUAUUUUUAACCCAUUGUUGUUGUUUUUUUAACCAUUAGCGCUCGAAUUUGCAGAGUGGCACACGCCGAUUGAACGCGAAGGAAGCACGUUUUGAUAUCGGCUUUAAAUUCCAUCUCUAUGCAAUAGGGUACAAUUAAUACGCACAGCAAAGCAGAAGACAAAACAAUAGGUUGGAUGAAUUUUCCUCUCCCCUGGACGCCCGGACACCAUGAGCACCAUCUCGCCCACAGACUUUGACAGCUUGGAGAUCCAGCAGCAGUACAAUGACAUCAACAACCGCUGGGACCUGGCGGCAGAGACCGAAUGGGACAACGAAAAUAGUUCGGCGCGCCUCUUUGAGCGCUCGCGCAUCAAAGCUCUUGCAGAUGAGCGUGAAGCGGUACAGAAGAAGACCUUUACCAAAUGGGUGAACUCUCACUUAGGCCGAGUGACUUGUCGCAUCGGUGACCUGUACACGGACCUGCGUGACGGGCGCAUGCUUAUCCGCCUGCUGGAAGUACUCUCAGGAGAACAGCUGCCAAAGCCCACUAAAGGACGCAUGCGUAUCCACUGCUUAGAAAAUGUCGAUAAAGCGCUGCAAUUCCUCAAAGAACAAAAGGUCCAUCUAGAAAACAUGGGAUCACAUGACAUUGUGGAUGGGAAUCACCGUCUUACCCUGGGGCUCAUCUGGACCAUAAUUCUUCGCUUCCAGAUUCAGGACAUCAGUGUGGAGACUGAGGACAACAAAGAGAAGAAAUCGGCAAAAGAUGCCCUUCUCCUGUGGUGCCAAAUGAAAACCGCCGGCUAUCCCAAUGUCAACAUCCACAACUUCACUACCAGCUGGCGGGAUGGUCUAGCGUUCAAUGCCAUCGUACACAAACACAGACCCGACCUGAUUGAGUUUGACACCCUGAAAAGGUCCAACGCUCACUACAAUCUCCAAAAUGCUUUCAAUGUGGCCGAAAAGGAGCUGGGCCUUACUAAGCUACUGGACCCAGAAGAUGUUAAUGUUGAUCAGCCAGAUGAAAAGUCCAUCAUUACCUAUGUGGCGACCUACUACCAUUACUUCUCAAAGAUGAAAGCGCUAGCAGUGGAGGGCAAACGUAUUGGCAAGGUUCUUGACUAUGCCAUUGAGGCUGAUCAGCUGAUCGACAAGUAUGAGACCUUGGCUUCAGAGCUGCUGGAGUGGAUUGAGCAGACAAUCGUGACACUGAACGAUCGGCAGCUAGCCAACUCACUCAACGCUGUGCAGAAUCAGCUCCAGGCUUUUAAUUCUUACCGUACUGUGGAGAAACCACCCAAAUUCACGGAGAAAGGUAAUUUGGAGGUCCUGCUCUUUACCAUCCAGAGCAAGAUGAGAGCAAACAACCAGAAAGUUUACACGCCCAGGGAGGGAAAACUCAUUUCUGACAUCAAUAAGGCAUGGGAGCGACUUGAAAAGGCGGAGCAUGAACGCGAGUUGGCACUCAGAAAUGAACUCAUCCGCCAAGAAAAGCUGGAAAUGCUUGCAGCACGGUUUGACCGCAAAGCUGCUAUGCGGGAAACAUGGCUAAGUGAGAAUCAGCGGCUGGUGUCUCAGGACAAUUUUGGAACUGACUUGGGAGCGGUGGAAGCUGCCACCCGCAAACACGAGGCAAUCGAGACGGACAUUGGUGCAUAUUGGGAGCGUGUGGCUGCCGUUGAGGCUGUUGCAAAAGAGAUGGAGGUUGAGGGAUACCAUGAUGUGCGACGCGUGCUCGCAAGAAGGGACAAUGUGCUUCGUCUCUGGGAAUACCUCAAGGAGCUCAUCGCUGCACGCAGAGAACGGCUGAAUGCUCAUCGAGACCUACAGAGGUUGUUUGAAGAGAUGCGUUACAUCAUGGACUGGAUGGCCGACAUGAAGAGUCGUCUGCAGUCCCAAGACAGUGGCAAACAUUUACAUGAUGUUUUGGACCUACUUCAGAAGCAUACUCUCGUCGAAGCUGAUAUUUCAGCUCAGGCUGAGAGAAUCAAAGCAGUGCAGGGAGCUGCAAAACGCUUCACUUCUCAUGACCAGGCCUACACACCGUGUGAGCCAGGGCUAGUUAGUGAAAAAGUCGACCUUCUGGGCCAAGCCUAUGAGGAACUCGGGCGGCUUGCCGGACAGCGCAGAGAACGCCUGGAGGACUCUCGUCGUCUUUGGCAAUUUCUGUGGGACUUGGGAGAGGAAGCAGCCUGGAUCAGAGAGCAAGAGCAGAUCCUGACCAGCGGGGAGUGCGGCCGCGACCUUACUUCUGCCCUUCACCUGCUCAGUAAACACGAGGCUUUCAGGGAUGAGAUGGCAGCACGCUACGGCCCGCUGGGUAACAGCAUUGCUGCAGGGGAAGCUUUGGUGAACGAGGGACACUUUGGAGCCCCAGAGGUCAGAGAGAAUAUUAAAGACAUUCGUGCGCAGUGGACACAUCUGGAAGAGACGACAAAACUGAGAGAACAGAAGCUUAAAGACUCAGUGGCCUUGCAUCAGUUCCUAACAGAUGCCAAUGACAUGGAUGCUUGGCUCAUGGAAACUCUAAGACAGGUGUCUAGUCAGGAUGUGGGCCAUGACGAGUUCUCCACCCAAACUCUCGCUCGCAAGCAGAGGGAAGUAGAGGAAGAGAUUAAGAGCCACCAACCCCUCAUUGAAUCCCUGCAUGAGCAGAACCAAGCACUGCCGCAAUCUCAUGCUAAGUUCCCAGAGGUGGAGGGCCGGCUCCCUGCUAUUGAGGAGCGCUAUAAUGAGCUACAAUCCCUGUCAGUGUCUCGGCGUCAGGCCCUGGAAGGUGCUUUAGCACUUUAUCGUAUGUUCAGUGAGGCGGGUGCCUGCCAACUUUGGGUGGAAGAAAAAGAGAAGUGGUUACAUGGCAUGGAGAUCCCGACCAAACUCGAAGACUUGGAAGUGGUGCAGCAGAGGUUUGACACACUAGAACCAGAAAUGAACAACAUAGGGACCAGUGUCACCGAUGUGAACCGGGUGGCUGAGCAGCUGCUGACUUCAGACAACUGCAACAAAGACCAAAUCCAUCAGACACGUGAUCAUCUGAACAAUAGAUGGAAAGGAUUCCAGAAACUGGCUGGUCAAAAGAAACAAGGCCUGGAGUCAGCCCUCAAUAUCCAAAAUUACCACUUGGAAUGUAAUGAGAUCCAAAGUUGGAUGAAAGAAAAGACCAAAGUGAUAGAAUCUACUCAGAGCUUGGGAAAUGAUCUAACUGGAGUGAUGGCGCUACAGCGCAAACUCACCGGCAUGGAGAGAGACCUCGAAGCUAUCCAGGGGAAGUUAAAUGACCUGAAAGAGGAGGCCAAAAAACUGGCGAAAGAGCAUCCAGAUCAAGCAGGGGAGAUUCAAGAUCGCCUGGCAGGGAUACAGCAAGUGUGGGAGGAGUUGAACUCCACCAUGAAACGGCGUGAAGAGUCUCUGGGUGAGGCCAGCAAGCUGCAGGGCUUCCUCAGGGAUCUUGAUGACUUCCAGUCGUGGCUAUCCCGCACCCAGACAGCCGUGGCCUCGGAGGACAUUCCCACCUCUCUGGUUGAGGCUGAGAGUUUGCUAGCCCAGCACGAGAAUAUCAAAAACGAGGUGGAUAACUAUAAGGACGACUACGAGAAGAUGCGAGUGGUCGGUCAGGAGGUGACCCAAGGUCAAACGGAUGCCCAGCACAUGUUCUUGGCCCAAAGACUCCAGGCGUUGGAUACCGGCUGGCAUGAGCUGCGUCAAAUGUGGGAGAACCGGCACAGUCUUUUGGCCCAAGCAUUCGACUUCCAGACCUUCUUGAGGGAUGCAAAGCAGGCGGAGGCCUUCCUCAAUAGCCAGGAGUACGUAUUAUCCCACACAGAGAUGCCGGCAAGUCUCCAAGGAGCGGACGAGGCCAUUAAAAAAUAUGAAGAUUUCCUCACCACCACAGAGGCCAGCGAGGAGAAGAUAACGGGUGUUGUGGAGGCGGGAAGGCGCCUCAUUAACGAUGGCAACGCAAACUCUGAUAAGAUCCAAGAGAAAGUGGAUUCUAUUCAGGAAAGGCAUCUCAAGAACAAGAACACCGCCAAUGAAUUGCUGGCAAAACUUAAGGAUAAUCGUGAACUGCAGCACUUCCUCCAAGAUGGACAGGAGCUCACAUUAUGGAUUAAUGAGAAGAUGCUGACGGCUCAGGACAUGUCCUAUGAUGAGGCUCGAAAUCUUCACAGCAAGUGGCAAAAACACCAGGCCUUCAUGGCAGAGCUGGCCUCUAACAAAGACUGGCUGGACAAAAUCGAUAAGGAGGGCCAGGCUCUUGUGGCAGAGAAGCCAGAGUUGAAACCUGUUGUUCAGCAAACCCUGGAGGACCUUCAGCGUCAGUGGGAGGAGUUAGAGAGCACCACCCGCACCAAAGCCCAGUGCUUGUUUGAUGCUAAUCGGGCAGAGCUGUUUACACAAAGCUGCUGUGCUCUGGAUGGCUGGGUGAAGAACCUUGACGGUCAACUGCAUAGUGACGAUUAUGGCAAGGAUUUGACCAGUGUCAACAUCCUGCUCAAGAAGCAUCAGAUGCUGGAGCACCAGAUGGAGGUCAGGGAGAAGGAGGUGCAGUCACUGCAGUCUCAAGCCUUGGCUUUGUCUCAGGAAGAUGCUGGAAUUUCUGAGGUGGACGGUCAACAAAGGCGCGUGACUGACAGCUUUUCCAGCCUCCAGGAGCCUCUUAGACUGAGGAGACAGCGGCUACUUGCCUCCAAAGAGGCACAUCAGUUCAAUAGAGACCUAGAAGAUGAAAUAUUGUGGGUGAAAGAACGGAUGCCCUUGGCAACCUCCACAGAGCAUGGAAAGGAUCUUCCUACAGUGCAGCUACUUAUCAAGAAGAACCAGACAUUGCAAAAGGAAAUCCAGGGACAUCAACCCCGCAUUGAUGACAUCCAUAAGCGAGGAAAGACUCAAAGUCAGGUUGACAGCGAGCGACAGUCUAUUCUAGAGGAGCGCCUUGUUGAGCUGAAAGAGCUUUGGGACCAGCUGAUUGACGAGACCGACAAACGCCACGCUCGUCUGGUGGAGGCCAAUCGAGCGCAGCAGUUCUACGCCGAUGCGGCGGAGGCAGAGGCCUGGAUGGGAGAGCAGGAAUUGCACAUGAUGUCGGAAGAGAAGGCAAAGGAUGAGCAGAGUGCUCUCGUGAUGGUGAAAAAGCACCAGACUCUGGAACAAGCACUCGAAGACUAUGCCCAGACCAUUCACCAGUUAGCCAACAGCAGCCGGUUAAUGGUUACCAGUGAACACCCAGAGAGUGACAGAAUCACAUUACGACAAGCACAAGUUGACAAGUUGUACGCCGGGUUGAAAGACCUGGCGGAGGAGCGCCGCGGGAGGCUUCAGGAAAGACUUCGUCUGACCCAGUUAAAGCGGGAGGUGGAUGAUUUGGAACAGUGGAUCGCAGAAAGGGAGAUGGUUGCUGGCUCGCAUGAACUAGGACAGGACUAUGAGCAUGUCACGAUGCUGAGGGACAAGUUCCGUGAGUUUGCCCGCGACACUAGCACAAUUGGCCAAGAGCGCGUGGACGGCGUAAACGGACUGGCAGACGACCUCAUUGAGUCCGGUCACCCGGAGAACGCCAGUGUGGCCGAGUGGAAGGACGGGCUAAACGAGGCCUGGGCCGACCUGCUGGAGCUGAUUGACACACGCACGCAGAUGUUAGCAGCCUCCUAUGAGCUGCACCGCUUCCAUCAGGAUGCCAUGGAAGUUCUCGGCCGCGUUAAGGAGAAGCGAGAGGCACUGCCGUCCGACCUUGGCCGGGAUCUGAACACUGUCCAGCAUCUACACAGACAGCACAAUACUUUUGAAAAUGACAUUCAGGCCCUCAGCGGACAGGUGAACCAGGUGCAAGAUGAUGCUGCACGGCUGCAGAAGGCCUACGCCGGAGAGAAAGCUGAUGACAUUAACCGGAGUGAACAUGCUGUAAGCUCCGCCUGGGAAGGUCUUCUUAAGGCCGGCGAAUCCCGUAGGGUGCUCCUCCUCGACACCGUGGAAAAGUUUCGCUUCUUCAACAUGGUGCGGGACCUCAUGCUCUGGAUGGAUGGGGUCAACCUGCAGAUCGAUGCGCAUGACAGCCCCAGGGAUGUCUCUUCCGCAGGCUUGGUCAUUGCAAAUCAUCAAGACAUCAAGUCGGAGAUUGAGACCCGAGCAGACAGCUUCACAGCUUGUUUUGACAUGGGGAACACACUCAUCAACAAUAACCACUACGCCACAGAUGAGAUCCGGGAAAAGCUUGCUCAGUUACAAGAAAAGAGAGACAAAAUCAACAAAAAGUGGCAGGACAAGAUGGACUAUUUACAAAUUAUGCUCGAGGUAUUGCAGUUUGGACGUGACGCCUACGUUGCCGAGUCUUGGUUGGCCGGGCAAGAACCUCUCGUGCGGACAGCAGACCUCGGCUCCAACGUCGAUGAGGUGGAAAGUCUAAUAAAGCGCCACGAGGCCUUUGAGAAACUCGCCGCUUCCUGGGAGGAGCGUUUUGUGCAGUUGGAGAAACUUACCACACUGGAGGAGCAGGAUAUUCAGAGGAGGCAAGAGGAAGAGGAGAGGGCGCGACGGCCCCCCACCCCAGCGCCGGUGGAGGAAGUGGUGCAAUCUGAGGCAGAAAGUCAAGUGCAUGACUCAGCUGCCAGAACCAGUCUGGACCAGACCACACUGAAUCAGUCGGUGUCUGUGAACGGAGUACACAGUGACAAUGACACGUCACAGUCGCUAUCGCUAUCAUUGUCAGUGGGAUCGAAAUCAGAGGCUAAGCGCGUGUGUAAACCAAAGCAGCCGCAGCGUGGCUCCGAAUCGGAAAACGGACCAGGUCGAGACAGCGGCUUGGCGUCCUCCCGCCUCGACCCGUCUGCCACGUUACCGGGCCGAGGCGGAGCUGACGCUGACCCGGACACCAUGGAGGGCAUACUUUGUCGAAAACAAGAAAUGGAGUCGCACAGUAAAAAGGCUGCUACCAGGUCAUGGCAGAAUGUAUACUGCGUCCUUAGAAAAGGAAGUCUGGGUUUCUAUAAAGAUGGCAAGAGUGCCACGAAUGGGAUUCCAUACCACGGAGAGGUCCCAAUCAGCCUUGGAGAGGCUGUCUGUGAGGUCGCACAUGACUAUAAGAAGAGGAAACAUGUAUUCAAGCUCCGGCUAGGCGAUGGAAAAGAGUUCCUAUUCCAAGCAAAGGAUGAGACGGAAAUGAGCGCCUGGAUCCGCUCCAUCAUCAGUUCCAUUCCAUCGGGCUCAGGAGACUCGCCCGGAGGUCCGCGGGCUCUCAGCCGCGCCAUGACCAUGCCCCCAAUGUCCCCCAUCUCGCCCGGCUCAGGCGAUACCGGAGCCGUGGCCAUGCGCAACAAAGAUGGCAAAGAUAAGGAUCGUGAGAAAAGGUUCAGCUUCUUUGGCAAGAAAAAAUAAGAACUUUUGUCAAAAAGAAAUUCAGAUGGAAGCAACCCACUAACUGAACGAGGCAGACGUAGAAGUCCCAAACCACACAUGGUCUCAGUGCAGCCCAGAGAAGCACUGUAUUUCGACAGCUACCGAAAAUGUACUCUUUUCUUUCAUCUGGUUUUAUCUGUUGCUUUGCUUUUGAUUUACCAAUAUUUCCCAACCAAGUGCAUCAUAAUCACUGAAGCCCCACGUUCAGAGAUACAGCACGCGGUCAUCAUUAAUACAACCAAUGUUGUUUGAGGAGGUCCACUAAUUCAGUUCUCUUGCAUUGUGUGCGCUGUUAUCCUGCCAUGUGACCCCCUCCCCCCCUGAAAGCUCUUCUCUUUUAGAGAGCAAUUGUCUCAGACCCUUUUUUCUGCUUUAUGAGCUUGAUGUUAUUAACCUGACCAAUAUUAAUGCUGUUCUGAUUAUUAUUUAUCUUUUGUUAUUGCUGGUUUGAAGAAAACUAAUUGACUUGAUUAUCCAUGUUGUGGAGAGAAACAAAGUAAAACUAGUUGAGACUAUUGGCUUUAUCCUUGUAUGUAUUAUAAUUUCUUGUAGGAAUGACGGUACGUGAGUUUUUUUUAAUAAAGCACAUUUAAUUUUAGCAGUCUGCAGUAAGUGAACACAAAUUAAAUUGGGACAUUUAUAUAUAUUUAAUAAGCAGUUUGAUUUUAUUUUGUAUUGCUAAAUAUGCCCUAAUAAUCAUUGGAGUGAAAUUUUCUGCUUGAUUUUUUUUUUUUUUUGUCUGUACAAAGCAGAGAAAAUUAGUUUUUCUAGUGUGUGUGUGUGUGUGUGUGUGUGUGUGUACGUGUGUAUGUGCGUGCGUGCGCAUGUGGAUAUGAGUUGUGAUGUGGAGUUGCACGUCAAUAUUACUCAUUAACAGCCUGAUGGAUGCUACUUUUUGGUAUUCAAAUGCAGAUGAAAAUAGAACACAAAUACAAAAUAUUACUGGAAUUCUUUUCUGGCGAUUUUUUUGGUUACUUCUGUUUUUGUAAACUGACAUGACCAAGGAGUUUUUUUUUCUUUUUUUCCCCCCAGUCAUCACUCUGGUAUUCUGGGGCUGUUAGUAGAUAAUAAGCUGAAGCACAUUUGGUGUGGCAGAAAUGGACAGAUGGCAGCACGUGUCCAGUCACAGUUGGCAUGGCUGCUGUGGAUUUGAUGUAGGGAAGUAGAAUAUCCACUUUGUGCUGCCAGAGUGCCGCCUUACUUGAAACGAUACCCCGGACCCCUGUUCACAAACCUACCUAUACCCUUCAUUCAAACCCUUUCCAAAAUAAGCUUUCACACUUGAGAUAAGAAUGUGAUCUAAUUUGGGUACGGACUAUAUAUGUUGGCCGAAUGUGAUAAAAACAUCAAGGUCCUGUUAAGUAGGGACACGUUUUAAAUCCUCAAAUGAUAUUUGUGCUUUGUGGCAUGAUUAUACUGUAGGUUAUCUUUGUGUAUCACCAUUAACCCAUCUGUGUGGAUUUAUGCUGAGAACGUGAUCGCUUCAUUAUCAGGGUGGAAGAACAAUAUAAGUAAUUGGCAUCUAUAAUCUCUAGAAAUAAGAUAGCUCAGUUCAUGGAAAAAACACAUUAGGCAUUCUAUUAGAAUCUUCCAAUUACUGUACAUGUCCAACGGUAUUCUGUGAGGUGGUAGAGCAGUUUUCUAUUCAUAAAUAUUGAUAAUUAUUGUCACUUUCAUCCAGAUGUCAAUUUGCCUUUUCUCACUGCCAAAAUUCAAAGAGAUAACAAUACUGAACUGGAAUGUUUGGGUUAUGUUACACUUGAUUUGAUAAUCGUAAUCCGUUACAUGCUGAUCACAAUGAGACUGACAGAGAGAGAUGUAAGCCUACAUAAUGGUUGCACUGGUUUGAACUGUAAUGCUUGGCCUUAUUUUGUAGUUCCAAAUGAUUGUGGAACCAGUACAACCAUUGCUCCAAUCCGAGUACAGGGUGACCAAAGGUCCACUUUGGUCGACAGUUUGAGGAAGCCAAGUUACGAAGGUUAAUAAUGCAUAAACAAGUGACCAUUGGCACUGUUAGUUACAUUGAGCACAAUGAUUCAAAUGUCACAGUGGAUGAGUCAAAGGUCUUAACAUUUGAAUGUAUAUCAAUUGGGCCAAAUUGGUCAUCGAAGCAAAAAAAAAAAAAGCAUAAGUGCUCUCUCUUCCACCCUCACAUGAACACUGUACUGCAUGCUUGAAGCGUGUGCAAAUUCUCUUCAGAGGACAAGAACGAAAAGUUGGUAGGCUGUGAGAGCACUCGUGAAAAUAAAGGUUCUGAAUGAAGAACAAGAGCACUGAAAAAGGGUUAUUUUUUUGUUGAAAGAGGCAGGGUAAUCGCAGACUGGUUGGAACUGUAAUUUUUUUUUUCAUCCAGUGGUUUGUCUUGCAGCAUUGGAUAAAACUUUCAUUUUCUCUUUACUUUGGACAAUGUUUUCUGUAGUUGUUAAUAACACUACUAUUAAUUGCUAUUAUGAUCAUUAUUGCUACUGUUGUUACUAUUACUACUGCUGUUACUAAUGCAACUUGUUGCAAAAAAGUGUAAUUGCUGUCCAUUUUCAGGUACGUGUCUGUAAUAGCAGACUCUUCCACAUGGUGUCAGUGUGCCGUGGAGCAUUUUCAUUACAAUUCCAGAAAUGUUUGUUGACUUCUGUAUCUACAGCUACAACAUUAGGAAGAAUAAAAUCUGGUUUAAUCAAA